Molecule: messenger RNA, 840 nt
Organism: Exophiala aquamarina CBS 119918
Lineage: Eukaryota; Fungi; Ascomycota; Eurotiomycetes; Chaetothyriales; Herpotrichiellaceae
Exons: 1
Coding region: 1-840 (279 amino acids)
Source: RefSeq, a predicted model, not a curated record
AUGGCCACCGCCUCUAGCCUUACGGCAACAGUUUCAGUCAACGAAGAUGCCGCUUGGAUUACGGAGCGUUCAUGCGGGCAAAAGUGCGUCUGGAUCGACAGCGGACAUAUCGGAGCACCAUACCCAGAUAUUGUCAUGCACCUCAAUUGCGGAUCUCCUUACCUCAACGCAUGCUUUUGCCGAUCUGAUUUUGGGACGUCUGCCACAACAUUUCUUAGCAGCUGCGUUUCCAGUCGCUGCGAGAGCGAUGGGAUAAACGACUAUGGUACCGAGCUCUUUAGUGCACUAUCUAUAUAUUCAAACUAUUGCAGCACCGCCGCAGGCGUUGUUUUUGCAGCCCCUUCAGUCGAUGUAACAUCUGCUAGCGCUAUAUCUACCACUGAGAACUCAAUAUCUGCAUCUGCGGGGACGACCACAGCUUCUACACCGUCAAAUACUUCGUCUGAGGGCGCUUCCGCCAGUCAGCCAUCGAAUUCUGGAGUACCAGCUCAAAACAUUGACCCAAGCUCUUCCACAGAGUCCGCCUCCAGUGGUUUGAGCAAUCCGGCUAAGAUAGGUCUUGCUGUUGGACUGAGCGUCGGCAUCCUCGCCAUCAUUCUUGGAGUCGGAGCCUUCAUUUGGCGCAAACGCCACAACCGUGCUCGACAGAGUAGCCAUUAUCAAGCACAACCUGCAGUCUCUGACCUCAACCAUAACGCUUCGCAAUACCCUCCACCAGUUGAGAACAAAUUCAAUCCAGGAUGCAUGUCCUCAACCCAUACAUCUGAGCUAGGAGGCUAUCAACGCCCAAGACAUGAGUUAGGUGCUUCUCAAGGUCAGCGGUCUGAGUUGAGUAGCUAA